Messenger RNA from Poecilia latipinna (sailfin molly), 2838 nucleotides. It is a transcript of the gene fndc10, whose product is annotated as fibronectin type III domain containing 10. The transcript is spliced from 2 exons. Lineage: Eukaryota; Metazoa; Chordata; Actinopteri; Cyprinodontiformes; Poeciliidae. The record is from RefSeq and is a predicted model, not a curated record. The coding region runs from base 542 to 1471 and encodes 309 amino acids.
CUACUGAACUAAAAAAGCUUAAUGGGUUAAGUAAAAAAAUCUGUGUAACGUGGACAUUUUUAUCCUAUCAGCUGAUUAAUGUCAGAAUAAUCGAUUGCUAAAAUAAUCGUUAGUUGCAGCCCCUACUUAAUUUAUCUCUCUCCACUUCUAAAUGUAUACAUAUGAAUUAAAUGUGUAAGAUAAUAAACAUAAAUGUAUUUUGUUAUUAAGGAAAACAUUCAUAAAUUCACGUUUGUUCAGAAGAGUAACAGCUUUUCCUCCAGCUGCGUUUCCAGGAAUCUGACCCACACCUGGAGCAUUGAGUGGGACGAUGACUCAUCGUCCACCUGCUGCUGAUGACUCCAAAUAUUUCACGCACGCACCCACGCUCUCCAGCACGCUGCGGCGAGCGCUCCUUCACGUGCACCCUCUCAAACAGGCAUCAAAGCCAUUUACGUGAAGCCAGACAGGAAGGAGAGAGCGGCUCCUCUGUCCUGCAGAAACACAUGAGAGGGAAAAGAAGAAGAAGAAGAGCUGAUCUCUAUGGCAGACCUCGGCUCGGAUGGUUGUGCCAUCGCCCAUCCGGCGGUCCACUGUGAGCGAAAAUAAUUCAACCAGAGGACGAGAGAUGACGAGCCACCGCCGAGCAUCGCUGCUCGCCCUGUCGGCGCUGCUGCUCUUCGCGUUAACACACCAAACAUCCUCAUCCUCAGCAGCAGCAUCCGAGGGGAGACGUAGGAAUAACAACCGGAGUCAUGACAGCAGGCCAUCAUUUCUGAUUAAAGACAGCAGCAGUAAUGUCUCUGUCGGCGCGCUGAGACCGAAACCAGAUGAGGAGGCGUCACCGAUCUGUGCCUACAGGGUGAUAGAGGGGGGCAUUUGGGGGCAGCUUUGUUUUCGACGCACGCUGUUCGGGUACAGGUGCAACAAGGAGGACUGCAGGACGCAGGUGACUUUGGGGAACCUGGUGGCGAACCUGCUCACCAAUGGCAGCGUGCUGUUACAGUGGAGCCACGAUGGAGACAAUGAGACCAGACAGAGCCCUCCCGAGCAGCCCGCUGGUUCUGGGUCACAUUUAACUUCUCCGCCGCGGUCGGUGUUCGGCGGUGAGCGGCGCCACCAGCGCGGCGGGUUCGAGCUGAGCUGCUGGUGGAACGGCAGCUACACCCAGUUCGAGUGCGCCGGCGUGCAGCUGGCGGCGGGCUGCAGGGACUUCAUGAUGUCCGAGCUGCAUGAGAACAUCCCGUACAGAAUCUGCCUGCGGGCCCCGGCCCGGUCCGGCCCGCGUCGGAGAGCGGAGCAGCGGGACUGCGUGGAGUUCACGCUGCCGCCGUCAGGGAUGCAGGACAUUGUGAUCGCCAUGACGGCGGUAGGGGGCGCUAUCUGUGUGAUGCUGGUGAUCAUUUGUCUGCUGGUGGCCUACAUUACAGAAAACAUCAUGAGCCCCACCACACAGCACACCUACUCCUACCGCACUCACUCACGCCACUGACGGACUAAAGAAGAUGAAUAUCUGCAUAAACACGUCCCACAGUCAUCGUUACAAGGUAGUUAUUGUUCAGCGAACAGCACAGGUGCUUCUUAAUAAAUUAGAAAGGCAAUUUAAUUAGGAAAAAAGUGAAACUAAUGUUGGUGAUAAUGGCAUACAGCUAAGAAAACCCAAAUGAUAUCCUGGAAAACAGGGAUAAGCCACAAAAAGUAAUUCCUAAAAAAGCAUGCUGUUCACAGAAUACUAUCCAAGAAUAUUAAUGGAAAGUUUCAUGGGGGAAGACAAUCGACAACAACUUCAGCCUUGAAAAGAUGGUGAAGUUCACCAAGAGUUGGGUUAGAUUCAUAAGAGCCACCACACACAGACAAAUCCAACAUUUAAACAGAGACAUCAGACUAGACUGUUUCUUAGUUGUUCCUUCUUACUUUUUAAAAUAAUACCUGGAGGAAGAGCAGGAAAACUCCAAAUUAAAGCUGUUUUGAAUCCAGUGUGAAGUUUCCACAGCAUAGCCAUGCCAGGAAAUGUCAGAGUACUUUAUGCUUCCUUAUGCUAACAAGUUUCAUGCUAAUGUCGAUUUCACUUUCAGAACUUUUCACCUUCCCACUCUGCCAAAAACUGGUUAAAUUAUAAUGGUCUUACUGGUCAGCAAAAGCACCUGACUGACAAUCUAUGCGUGGAGUAAUGUCAGUAGGACGAUGGGAGACAAUAAUUUUAAAAUCGCCUUAUUUUGGCUUUAUGUACAAUCAAAGUUUUCUCAUUGAAAUUUGAGUUUUUGUUUGCUGUAAGUCAACAUCGUCAAAGUAAACAAAACUAACCACUUAUGACACAACAGUCUAUGAGUAAUAAAUCUGUAAAUUACUUUGAUUUACUAAAAUAUCUAAAUAUCAACAAGAAUCUAAUGUAUUAAGAUGCACCUCAUCAUUUUACGACCAAAUUGAAGCACAAUUUGCUGUGGCUCUGCAAAUAACACGCCUUUUAAGCCUCUGCCAGGGUGCACUGAACCAAAAUUACUGAUAAACUGUGUUUAGUACACUAGUUCACUGCGUCAUUUUGUUGCUCCAGAUUGUCUCUGGUGUGCCAUCAGGCCACGUUUCUACAGCAAUACAAACAGCCUCAAUAAAUGGCUUAGGGCAUAAAUCUGAGAGUGUGUCUAUGUUGGGAAAGAAAGAAAUAUAACCUAUCUAAGUUUGAUUUAUUCAGUCAUCUCUGGUUUUUGCUUGUAGGUUUGCAUACAGUGUUUGUACAAUCUGUGAAGGGCAAUAGAAAACAGCGUGCAAUCUCUGAAUACUGUGCCAAACGUCUUUUAGCUAGAAUCCCUUUUUUGUCCCGCUGACUGCAAAUAAAAAACUAUGGGGUACUUUUUAAUACCA